GUUUUUAAAAACUCAGCUCUUGGCAACAACACACACACCGACUGCUUUAUCCAUCCGGAGAGAGAUGUCGUUCGUGCGGAUUAACCGGAGACCAGUGAGAACGAAGAAAGUCUCAAUUCCUAAGAGAGAAUGGGUGAGCACAGUUAAUGAUCUGUCAGUGUACAAGUCUACAGCUGAGGAGCUGUCCAGGCGGCAUGCCUUGCACCGAUCUUGCAACAGAGCUGCUGCACAGUGGGAGCUGAGGGAGAAAAGAGUGAAAAACAGAAAACCCCGGGUGCCCAGCCCUCCUGGACUAGACCAGACCAGACUGCGAUUGUUCAGAGAGGUGUUAUCUGAUCAUUGCGAGCUGCAGGGCGUCCUCACACACUCUGACCGUGCACUGGCCGUGGUAAAAGAUCUGUUCGGAGACACACCUCGCAGACAAAAAGGAUUCCCGAGUGUGACCAUAGCACCCAGCUGCGAGUCGGAUUCUGAACUUCCUGUGCUGCAGAAUCAGGACCCACCAACCCAGCUGUCAUUGCUCAGCCACUCAAUGAUGCACCACCAGGCUUUAAAUGAUGAUUCUGCACUUGAGCACGGGCAAGAUGUUGUUCAGGAUGUCUCAGUCAGCUUCGACAGAGAGACAAGCAGGCAGAAAAGAAAAACGUGUAAAGCUAAGCCUUCUGUUUGGAGAACAACUCAGCAACCACAUCAGCAGAACCUGCCUCAGACUCCCUCUAACGCACCAAGCUCAGAGGACCGUGCUGCUCUGAAUGCAACCCUGGCUGUGCAGCGUCUAAAGUUGAGGCAGUCCCCGUCAGAGACAGGCGAGACCGCUGCUCUCGUCAGUCAGGUCCUCAAUCCUGAACUGUCUCCCUCUCACUAUGGUGGUAAAAACAAGUCCACCAGAGGGCGCUCACCUGAAACUUCUCAGAAUUCUAAUCAGUCGAGCCUGGAGCUGCUGCAGGACAUGCUAGCGCAGGUGGAGACUGAAUUAGCCUGCUUGGAGCCGCAGGAGCUUUUUGGAUCCUCAGAGCAACCUGAGCUUCAGCAUGGCCGUGGCCUUACCGGCUUCUCUGUGGCUCUCAUUGGUACUUUAGGACGCAUCGUCAGUCACCUGAGACGAAGGGAUGAGGAGGCGCAAAAAGAGGCGCAGGUGAGGAGGAGGAUGGAAGAUGUGAUGAUGGAGCAGAGAAGCCUGAUUGAUGCCCUCACAGCUGAGUGUCUCGCACUGAGAGAGGAAAGUGCCAGCCUAAAGGUGAGUCUGCAGGAGCGAAUAUCUGAACUCGAACAGCGGCUGGACAUGGUGAUCCUGGCAAUGGGAGAGCUGGGAAAGGACGGAGACGCACAAAACAAAGAGGGAAAUGCGCAAAGCAGAGACAUCCAGCCUGUAACCGCUGAGAGAGACCAAGAGGAACCAGCCAUUCUCUCUCCUGCUGUGCUGCUCUCUCCUCCACACCAGAGAGACAGCAGAGCACCACCUACAGGACGUGGCCGAUCUUUGCACUUCGAGGACUCCCACACGCCAGGCAGCGGGUCAGCGACAGAGUCAGAUGACUCGUGCACUCCGUCCUCGUUCGCUAGCCUGCCCGAGAGCAUCCUGCCCCGUCCUACUCCGAUGCUGGACCAGCUUUCCCAGGAUGCUGUGCUGGAGCAGAUAGUAGAGUUAACACGUCAGAACGCAGAGAUUCGGGCUCAGCUGGGGCACAGCAACACCUCUCCAACACCGAGCACAGAGAGACGGGUAUCGCCCUCUGCUGUACCCCAGUUCAAACAAAAGUGUGUGGGUGUGGACAACUCCUCAGUGAGGCUAAUGGAGGACAGACUUCAGGAGCUAAACAGACAGAGCGCAGCAGCCAGGGCCAAACUCCUGGAGCUUAUCGAGCAGCAAAGGCAGACUACGUCUCAAAACGCCUCUCCCUCCAUCUCCCCCAUACCCCCGCACUCCACCAUCCCUCACACAGUUAUUGGAAGACCAACUGCUGAAGUGUGUGUCCCCAUACCAGAAAGAGAUCAGCCGUCUCACACCAGGCAGUCAGCCAGAGCGUUUUCUCCACAAAACGUUGAAGGAACACAAAAGCAGAUUGUUACUACACAGGUGGAUAAACCGAAAGGAGGAGGCUGGUUCGCGCUGUCCUCUCACGUCCGAUAGCUCGAUGACCAGAAGGCUGGUGGGACACUACAGUUACACACCACCUGCGUUUUUUAAUUCCUGGCUGUUUCAAUUUUUAAUUUUGCAAAUGUCAAUAAACUUCUAGACAAAUA
Molecule: messenger RNA, 2244 nt
Organism: Clarias gariepinus (North African catfish)
Lineage: Eukaryota; Metazoa; Chordata; Actinopteri; Siluriformes; Clariidae
Gene: spice1
Product: spindle and centriole associated protein 1
Exons: 18
Coding region: 65-2131 (688 amino acids)
Biological process (GO): regulation of centriole replication; mitotic spindle assembly; metaphase chromosome alignment
Cellular component (GO): centrosome; spindle; centriole
Source: RefSeq, a predicted model, not a curated record